This is a messenger RNA of Oryza sativa Japonica Group (Japanese rice), 2781 nucleotides long. The record is from RefSeq and is a predicted model, not a curated record. Lineage: Eukaryota; Viridiplantae; Streptophyta; Magnoliopsida; Poales; Poaceae.
UCUCGCCGUCCCACCGCAAGCGCAAGCAGCGGCGGCCUCUCCUCUCCAGCCCCGACGACGCAUCGCCGCUCGCCGCCGAUCCACUCGUCUCGCGCCACCCCACGAUGGCCACCGGCGGCGGCGGCGGCGGGGACAUCGGCGCCGACUCGGAGCGGCGCCUCAAGAAGGCCAUGGACAAGCUCUACCACUUCCCCAAGCCCAAGGCUGGCACGGGGCCCGGCUCCUCCAAGCCCUCUUCCGCAUCCACCUCCUCCGCUCUCAGCAUCGGGAGGGCGGGGAAGGCGGCUGGCGCAGGGGGGAGGAGGUUCGGGAUGGUGCGGGGCUCGCGGCUCCCGUCGCAGCUCGCGGCCAUGUCGGCGAUCUCGCCGCCGCCGCCGUGCCGCCCGUGGGACCGCGCCGACCUCAUGCGGCGGCUCGCGACCUUCAAGGCCAUGACCUGGUUCGCCAAACCCAAGGUUAUUAGUCCAGUUAACUGCGCAAGGAGAGGAUGGAUUAAUAUUGAGCCCGAUGUUAUAACGUGUGAGGCAUGUGAGGCACGGCUUCUGUUCUCCACUCCUUCCUCAUGGGCACCGCAGCAAGUUGAAAAGGCUGCUGCUGUUUUUAGCUUGAAGCUGGACAAUGGACAUAAACUACUCUGUCCAUGGAUUGACAACAUAUGUGAUGAAUCACUUGCCUUAUUUCCACCAACACCACCUCCUGUUUUAGUUGAGAAUUACCACGAGGGUUUCUCCUCACUUCUACGACUCUCAGCACUUCCAAGAAUCUCGUGCUCUUCUCUGGAGAGCAUGAAGAAGAGGAGCCCACAGCUAGAGCAGUUUCUAUUGAAACCGUUCUCUUCAUCAGUUGUCCUUAAAGGGGGAUUUAUACUUACUGAAGAUUCAACAAUUAAGGAUUUGGAUCACACUUUUCAAGAUGCUGACACAUAUUAUCAGGCAUUGAAGAUAAUAAGUUUGUGUGGUUGGGAACCCCGCUUGCUACCCUAUGCUGUUGAUUGUGGAACUAAAUCUCAUUCAGAUGCAAACUCUUCCUCUACAUUGACCCAACCAGGGCUAAUAAAUAACUCAAUGGAAGAUCGGGUUGUUGUUUAUGCACCUAAUGAAGUUGAUGGUUCAACAGUAAUUGCAGAUGCUCGUCAAGCAUAUCAGCAUUACGAUCCAUUAUCAGUUGUUUUAGAUUGUCAAUUUUGUGGAGCUUGUGUUGCCUUGUGGCCUUUUUCACUUGUAGAACGACCUCUUCAACUCUUUAAGCUGAUAUCAGAUUCUAGUAGGCAAGAUGAGCAAACUGAGGGGCAUGCUGGCAGAGUCAGUGGCGCAGGACCUUCAAAGACUGCGAAUAUUGGUUUUAAUUUCACUAUUGCUGGUGGUCCUCCGCCAACUAGACAGAAUUUUCGGCCAAGAGUUUCCUUACCUGUUGUCAGUCGACAUUUGAAAGCUGACUUAAGCUCCCAUGGGCAUUUUAUUUCCUCUGGAAGUGAUAACCACAUGGUUCCUGUUACUUUGCAUGCUUCAGGGCUGACCAAACACAAAAGAAGCAUGGAUGAGUCUCAUAUGUUGGAAGGCAACAAUACAAUCUCAACUGAUGCUGGCACAACCACCAAUGGAGCAGAUCAUCAAAGAGAGAAUUCUGUAAAUGGCACAUCAAACUUGGUAGCAAACCCUGAACACCAACAAGGGGGUUCACAUUCAGAUACAAGUAGGGUUACCAGCACAGGAGAAGUUUCCAAUGAAGAAUCAGAAACAGGUCAUGCUGCAAUCAAAAGUCACACAAGCACAGAUGAACUUGGCCAACAUGGAUCAGAUCCUAAAUCUUUACCAGUUGAAGAUUCUUCUAAUGCUCAUGAUUUGGCAAAGACUUGCACGAACAAUUCCAGGCCAGUUCAGGCUGCCACACUCACAAAAUCGUCUAACGAUGGGGAAAAGGGCGCAUCUCAACCAUCAGGAAGCCAAGGCCUGUAUGACAAAUUGAAUGAAUUUGAUCCUAUGAAGCAGCACAGGACUUUCUGCCCUUGGAUAUGCCCUGAUGGUGGUGAAACCUUGCCUGGAUGGAGGCUGACACUGCCGGCAUUACUUUCUCAGGACAAAAGAAUUGAUGAGGAUUCACAAGUGGAGCCUCAGAUUAGCCUUCUUAGUGAGGAGGAUGACCCUGUUACGUCUGUUAGAAAGCUUUUCAUGACACCACCUUCAAAGAAGUUGAGGAUACAUCGGGCAGAGAAGGGCUGAUAAGUCAGAACUGUAUUGGCCAGAGUUGGGUGUUCAGGCGAGUCUCUUCCAAUCUGUCUAAACAUGUUUGGGACACUGGUCGCGAGCUCUCCACCUGUGGCCAUGAGUACUGUGAUAGAAGCCAAACUGUUUUCACGGGUUCCCUAGAACCAGAUUUGUUGGCGAGACGGCUGAAAUCAUGAGACACGACCAGCCAACCAGGUCUGCUGAAAUCUGUCUGUAUGCAUUGUAUAAAUGUCGGGUGGUGGGAACAAGGAAAGAAAAGCGUAAGGAUUUGUGGUUUGUUCCAACGGCAUGCUUGAUUAGGACGAACACUGCCUGGAAAUCUUACUGUAAAGACCAUUGGUUAUUCCUUCCUUUCAUGGUGGUUUAAAGAAAAAAAAUGGAGGGCAUUCAUUUCCUCCCCCCUGGAAUUUUUGUAGCUUAUUACUAGUAAUGUUUGUGGUUCCAGCACCUGUGUAAACUGUUGCUCCAAAAAGAGUCAAGCUUUGCAGCUGUUUGAUGCAUCGCCUGCCCUUCCUUCCUGUAAUUGAAACUUGUGACAGCUGAAAAGGUUUUGUGC